Molecule: messenger RNA, 1569 nt
Organism: Ascochyta rabiei
Lineage: Eukaryota; Fungi; Ascomycota; Dothideomycetes; Pleosporales; Didymellaceae
Product: Adenylosuccinate lyase
Exons: 2
Coding region: 1-1569 (522 amino acids)
Biological process (GO): 'de novo' AMP biosynthetic process
Cellular component (GO): cytosol
Molecular function (GO): (S)-2-(5-amino-1-(5-phospho-D-ribosyl)imidazole-4-carboxamido) succinate lyase (fumarate-forming) activity; N6-(1,2-dicarboxyethyl)AMP AMP-lyase (fumarate-forming) activity
Source: RefSeq, a predicted model, not a curated record
AUGUCCGUUCCAUCCAUCCCCGAAGCCUCGUCGGCGCCCAAGCUCGCAUACGACCAAGACGCAGCCCUGGAUCUCCAGCGCCAGAUCAGCAAGAUGAAGCAGCAAAUCGGUAACUCCAUCUUCGACACCUACCAGACCUCUCUGACGGGGCGCUACUGCUCCAAGGAGAUGUCGCAACUUUUCAGCCAGCGCAGCCGUCACAGCACGUGGAGAUCGCUGUGGCUGUACCUGGCCGAGGCGGAGCAAGAGCUUGGAAUCGACACAAUCACCCCCGAGGCACUCCAGCAGAUGCGGGACCACCUCGUUGUGUCUGACGCCGACUUCGAGGUGGCUAGAGUGGAGGAGAAGAGGAGGAGGCACGACGUCAUGGCCCAUGUGCACGCUUUUGGCGAGGUCGCGCCCAAGGCCGCGGGUAUCAUUCACUACGGCGCAACCAGCUGUUACGUGACCGACAAUGCAGAGCUCAUCCUCAUGCGGAACGCCAUGGGCCUGCUGCUCCCCAAGCUCGCCAAGGUCAUUGACAACCUUUCCAAGUUCGCCCUGCAGUGGAAGUCCGAGCCGACCCUGGCCUACACUCACCUGCAGCCCGCUCAGCUCAUCACCGUCGGUAAGCGAGCAGCCCAGUGGGCCCAGGAUCUCCUCAUGGAUCUUGAAGCCAUUGAGCACGUCAAGGAGAGCCUGCAGUUCCGCGGCGCCCAAGGCACAACCGGAACCCAGGCUUCCUUCCUCGAGAUCUUCAACAACGACUCCCAAAAGUGCGACCAGCUGAAUGAGAAGCUCUGCCAGAAGGCCGGCUUCCCCGGCUGCUACGCCGUCUCCACGCAGACCUACACCCGCAAGGUCGACCAGCUCAUCGCCAACGCCAUCUCCGGGCUGGGCUCCUCCGCUCAGAAGAUCACCGGCGACAUCCGCCACCUCGCUGCGUGGAAAGAGCUCGAGGAGCCCUUUGAGAAGGACCAAAUCGGUUCCUCCGCAAUGGCCUACAAGCGCAACCCCAUGCGCUCGGAGCGUGUCUACGCCCUGUCCCGCGAGCUGAUGAGCAAGCCCGCAUCCUUUGCCAACACACUCUCCGACCAGUGGAUGGAGCGCACGCUCGACGACUCGGCAAUCCGCCGCAUCGACAUCCCCGAGAUGUUCCUGCUGGCCGACGCCAUCCUGCUCUCGCUCGACAACGUCACCUCCGGCCUUGUCGUGUACCCCAAGCGCGUCAACGCGCGCGUCCAGGAAGAGCUGCCGUUCAUGAUCACAGAGUCGAUCAUCAUGAAGCUGGUCGCCAAGGGCGAGUCGCGCCAAGAAGCCCACGAGCAGAUUCGCGUGCUGUCGCACCAGGCCGGCAGCAACGUCAAGAACGAGGGCAAGCAAAACGACCUCGUGGACCGCAUUCGCGCAACCGAAUUCUUCAAGCCCAUCUGGGCCGAUCUCGACAACAUGCUCGACGCCAGUCUGUACACGGGGCGCAGUGCCGAGAUCGUCGACAAGUUCUGCGGCGAAGGCGGCGUGCUCGACACCGCGCUGCAGCCGUACAGGGAGUACAUCCAGAAGGCCGGUGUUGCCGAGCUCAACGUAUAG